AUGCGCAUGGGCAUGGGCAUGGGCAUGGCAGGACAGGGGCGGAUGGCGGUUGAUGGACCAGGAGGCCAGGCGUGGAGGGAGUGGUUUGGGGAGGAAGACCCUAUAGGAGGUCUGACCCCGCGAAUAGCUACAACAAUAAGAAGCUUGACGAACCCAUCUCUUCUCCAUCUGGACCUCCCGUUCUGCAUAUUCCUCCAAGUGACCUACCUGUCCAAGAGCUUGACAGAGGACGGAGUAGUCCUCCAUAUCACUUGCCCUAUUCCCCUCCUCAUAGAGCUGUUCUUCCAGAGCAGAUGGCUGUUACUUCUGUUCUUCCCGCACAACUUCUUCACCAGUCAUGCCCUCCCCACCAAACCUUGCCUCCUCCAGUUCUCCUCCAGCGCGCCGUCAAGCCAUCUUGCUCUCUCUUUGCGGGCUGCGGCGGGUCAAGCCUUUUGUGCCUCCUUGCCAUCCGUGCUUUACGUAUACACCCCAUACAUCCCACACAUCCCACACAUCCCACACUUCGCAUACAUACCCGCCUCCUCUCUCAGACGACAGCUCUACCAGCCAGGCGGACAGGGAUGGGCAAGGACAGGGAGUCCAACUCGCUACAGCAGGUUCCCUUCUUACUACUGCUACUCUGUUCUCCGUACUGACUACUACUACUGUGGCAGCCCUUCGCUCAGGCCCUCUCCGAUACUGCGCGGGCCUUUCGGCCGUUCAAUAAUGGCAAAUCCUUCAGCCCUACAUCCCCUAGCUCAAGCCUUUCCCUUCCUUUUUAUUCCUCGCAAGGUUGCACCCGGCCGAGACAACAGAGGAGCGGCCGUGGGUAAGGUAGUUCAACUCAACAGACGAUCCUUCCGGAAUACUUGCGGACUGUGUACUGUACCGCCUCAACACCCUCGGCCCGCUAAAAGCCACAACCAGUCCAUUCCUGUGUGGCCCAGCCUAUGGUCGAUGGUCUAUCGACCGAGGCUCAAUAGUGGGAGGUACAAGUGCGGAGUAGUUGGCUCGCCCCGAGCGGCGGUACGUCCAGUACCACUGUCCCACGCUACAGCGCAUGUUCAGGCCAUAGGGCCAGGUCGGUCAGGGGGCGAGCCGGCGGCUGUGUGGAGCACUGGAGAUUUGUUGCGUGCGUGGCCUCGGCCGCUCGGCGGGAUGACAUCUUAUUACCGUACGGCCCCUGGGCCUUACUUAGUAUACGGUUUGAUCCUUCUUCGAUAUACAAGCGACGUACUAUGGACUCGCUCACCGCAACGCCCCGUCCAUCCCGGUCCACGCAGAGAAGCAAUGGCAGGAGGAGAAAAGUCUAACUGA
Amorphotheca resinae ATCC 22711 is the source of this 1299-nucleotide messenger RNA. RefSeq lists its product as hypothetical. The coding region runs from base 1 to 1299 and encodes 432 amino acids. NCBI's taxonomy places the organism in Eukaryota, Fungi, Ascomycota, Leotiomycetes, Helotiales, Amorphothecaceae. The record is from RefSeq and is a predicted model, not a curated record. The transcript is spliced from 3 exons.